UUUGUUAAACAAGACUGUUAACAAAAAUUUAAAGUUUUAAAAUUAUAUCCAAAUUUAUAUUAUACGAUUUUAUUUAACAUUUAGAAUCUCUGUUAGAGUCGAAUAUUGCAAUAAGAAACUAUUACUAAAAUGUAAACAACUUCUACGGGGUAGACUGCAAAACUUCAAAACAAAUAAAUUUUAGAUCAGAUGAAAGGAAGAUAGGCUAUACCUAGGACCUAGGUAGUACCUUAGAUGCAAUUGGCGGUUUAUUAGGCCUAGAGUGACAACGUAGUUUUGUGAAUUUUUUGUGAAUAUGAUGCGUCGAGCUUCAGGUUUUUCUGCAUGUAGGAGACCUUUGCGAACUCUGCUGUAUGUGGUUUCCUGUAUUGGAGCUUUUAUGUGUGGAAGUUUGAUGACUCUUAUGUCUGUUGACCCAAUGUCAUGUGAUAUUCAUCGUUGUACUGAAAAGAUAAAGCGAACUGAUGUUGAAAAUACCAACAGCUGGCUUGGUAUGUGGGGUCAAAAUGUCAAAGGCCCAGAGAAGCAUGUUUUUCUUGUAAUUGUAAUUUUGUCUGCCCCAAAUAAUGUUGAACAAAGGGAUGUCAUACGACAGACGUGGUUGAGUGAAGAAAAGUCAGAUUCACUUCACUUUUUUGUUGUAGGUACAGAAAAUUUAAAUGAAAGCAUUAACACCACAAUUCAGUCAGAACAGAAGCGUUUUGGUGAUAUGAUGUUACUUACAAAUGUUAUUGAUUCAUAUGAAGCUUUAACUAAGAAGCUGUUAGCUGCUUUUGUGUAUGUUCAUUUUAAUGUUAAGUUUAGAUUCUUUAUGAAAUGUGAUGAUGAUACAUUUGUGCAAAUACCACAACUUCAUCGAGAAUUAAAAAGUGUGCCAUACAAGCAACGCUUGUAUUGGGGAUUUUUUGAUGGCCGGGCUACUCCAAAGAAGAAGGGUCCAUGGAAAGAGGCAGAGUGGGUCUUAUGUGAUAGAUAUUUACCUUAUGCUUUAGGCGGAGGAUAUGUUUUGUCAUCAGAUGUUGUCACGUUUAUUGCCACAAAUUCCAAGUAUUUAAAACUUUAUAAGAAUGAAGAUGUGUCAUUGGGUACAUGGGUAGCCCCACUUGAUUUGCAUCGAGUGCAUGAUACAAGGUUCGAUACAGAAUACAAAUCCAGAGGUUGCAACAAUGAUUAUCUAGUCACUCACAAGCAGAGCACAUUGCACAUGCGAGAGAAAUUUACAUCCAUCAAAUCCACAAGCUUACUUUGCAGAGAGCAGUUUCAAGUAAGGAAAUCAUAUAAUUAUAAUUGGAAUGUACCUCCAUCACAGUGCUGCAUUCGCAAUGACAGUUCCCUGCCAUGAAGAAUUCGUUAUUCAUCUGUCAUGUAGACUAUGAUGCUUGGUUUUGCCAUGUAAAUUACCGGGAGGUUUCACAUUAUAUAGGUGACUCUAUAACCCUUUACAGUACCGCUCUCUAUCAAGAAUCUGUUUAAAGAUGAAGUACAGAUUCACUACAGUAUAAUACAGCACUGUACUUCAUAACAUACUAUUCAUGUCAGUACGUAUUGUACGUAUAUUUAUUUCCAAAA
Messenger RNA from Macrobrachium nipponense, 1569 nucleotides. RefSeq names its product beta-1,3-galactosyltransferase 6-like. Gene Ontology annotation, biological process: glycosaminoglycan biosynthetic process. The record is from RefSeq and is a predicted model, not a curated record. Gene Ontology annotation, cellular component: Golgi membrane. Gene Ontology annotation, molecular function: UDP-galactosyltransferase activity. Bases 296 to 1342 code for a protein of 348 amino acids. Lineage: Eukaryota; Metazoa; Arthropoda; Malacostraca; Decapoda; Palaemonidae. The transcript has 2 exons.